Alternaria postmessia is the source of this 2103-nucleotide messenger RNA. RefSeq lists its product as uncharacterized. The transcript has 6 exons. Gene Ontology annotation, molecular function: DNA-binding transcription factor activity, RNA polymerase II-specific; sequence-specific DNA binding; zinc ion binding. The record is from RefSeq and is a predicted model, not a curated record. The coding region runs from base 1 to 2103 and encodes 700 amino acids. Gene Ontology annotation, biological process: DNA-templated transcription; positive regulation of transcription by RNA polymerase II. Lineage: Eukaryota; Fungi; Ascomycota; Dothideomycetes; Pleosporales; Pleosporaceae.
AUGGACUAUCGCACGUGGAGAAAUAUGGAUCCAAACGUCCUACCCAGAGAGCCCCGUAAGCCCCUCUACCAGCCAGGGGGUGAUAGGUUCGGCAGCGGAUCCAGUACUGGUAUCGAAUUCCGCUGCUCAAGCUCAGUCAAACGCCACGACUAUAUCAAUGCUUUAGAAGAACGAAUCGCCUUUCUUGAGGCCCGCCUCCCCGAUCAUGCUGAGGACCACUAUGACAAUGGCCCAGAGAGUCUACAGAACACGUCUUCUAUGAGUGUUGAAGAGCCCGCCCUGGUUCUCCAGCCUCAGCCCAGUGCAUCGCGCCGCGAAUCCCGAGAAGACUGUUUUUCUGAAGAUCUCGAGGGUGAGGAUCGGACCUCACUCGUUGACGGCGUUGCCUAUCUGUCUUUAUGCGCAUCUGGAACCACAGAUACAACCUCAGAACCUUACUAUGUCGGCUCUAGUUCCGGUGCCACUAUUGCUCGCAUCAUCCAGUCCUCCAUCUUCCGAAGUUCUGGCAAGAGAGCAGUUACUCAACCCGUGUCUCAAACAUGCCAGGCUACGGGAACUUCGAGACCACCUGCCCCUCCUGAAUCUACUCAUUCCGAAGAGACCGGCGCCGACUUUCCGGAUCGACAGCAGGCGCAUUCAGAGCAUCAUCUUGUUGCAGCUACCGAGCCAAUGGACUAUAUCUUAGACCAGCACAACCUUGCGACCGUACAAUUCCUUAUCUUGCUCGGAGUACACGGCCAGAGGUCACCUUAUGGUGCAGGCGCCUGGUCCCAGAUUCGAUUUGCAACAUCCGUGUGCAUCGAGAUGGGCUUGCACAGGAAGAAGACGGUGAUGGACUCCCCUGCACAUGCAAGGGAUGCAGAAAUUCGGCGGCGUAAUUUCUGGGCGUGCUACUGCCUUGAUAGGGUGACUAGUAUUGUGCUUGGCAGGGCUUUUGCUAUCGCUGAUCGAGACAUUAACGUCGAGCUUCCUAGUACCAGUCCUGAGUUCUAUACUUUGACACACUCAGAAGUUCCAGACUCGGAUAAAGCCCAGUGGUCAAAUAUCGAGCCUUUCAUACACAUCAUCAAACUCGACCAGAUCCAGUCACGCAUUCAUAAAGCAGUAUUUCGCGUUGAUAGAGAUGUCUUCAAUGGGACACCGGAACAGCGGGCUAAACUUGACCGAAAGAUGGCUGCCAUUCGGAGCGAUCUGGACGAAUGGCUGCGAACCUAUCCGCAGACACCGAAGAAGGAAAACAAGAUCACCUGGAUGUACGAUCCGGAAAGCGCAUAUCUUGACGCACGAGACUUUUAUGGUGUUCAGUAUCACAAAGCAAUGCUGUUCCUUUUCACCGUCUUUCUUCCUACACUCGACACAUCAGACAUGCGCUUCAUCACAUGUGCGCGCUCAGCGGCUUGUGUUUGUAACGCAUACAAGCGAUUGAGUCAGAACCGAACACUGACCUACACUAUGAUCUCCCUCCAUUCGUGCUUCGUAGCUGGCUUGACACUGGUGUACUGCAUUUGGCGGGAUCGAUCUCUCUUUUCCUACGAUGUUCUAGAGGCAACACGGGCCUGCUCACAGAUCUUGACCAUCUUUGGCGAGAAAUGGCCCGGUGCCGUCAAAUAUCGCGACAUCUUCGAUGCAUUAUCCGGAAGCUUGUUCAAGACGAUUGUCAACUCGACGCCUACUACGACGAUGCACGGUAACGGUUCGAGACCGCUGCAGCUUGAUAUGGAUGCAGAGCCUGGUAUAACGCCGCGGAGUCGACGAGAGAGUCGCGAACAAGCGUCACACCUUCCAACGUAUAGCAACAAACCUACCAUGUCGCACAUGGUCACGGACGCUGUGAAAGAGGCUUUUAUGGAGGUUGAUGAAGAGGCACCCGGCGGAUGGCAAGGGUGGCGUAUGUUCAACGAAAUGGUAAGCGAUGAUACGACCUCUGCAGCAAGUGCAGCGAUGCGAUUCGAUGGUGUGAGUCAAAAUCAGACUGAGAUGAGCUGGGAUGCUUACGAUGGUUCUGGAUUUUAUGGCGUGGAUCCAAUCCAAGACGCAGCAAUGCAGAUGGACAGCCGCGGUAUGGUGGAUGGUAGUCAAUGGAACUUCGGAGAGUAUAGAUAG